AUGUCCUACCAGCCACCCUCCACCCAAGGCAAGCCCUUCGUCCCCGACUGGAUCCCUCCCCCUGUUACCAAGACAGAGCAAGACUGGGCCCAGCUCCACACCAUUGAGCUCUCCCUCCUUGACUCCCCCGACCCCAAGGUCGUGCAAGACCUUGUCGAGCUUGCCAAAGUGGCCAUCAAGGAAGACGGGUUCUUGUAUCUCAAGAACUAUGGCGUCUCAUACGACCAGUUGAUGCGCCAGUUCUCCAUCGCUCAAUACAUCCACGCCAACAUCUCCGAGGCAGACAAGGCCAAGCUGCUCUGGGAUCCCGAGACCGGUCUGUUUGAAGGCUACAAGGCGCCCUACGGCUGGAAGCGUGAGAGAGCCCGCCCGGACGGUAUUUCCCAAUUCAACUUCUACACCCCCGAAUUCGAAGACCCCAACAAAGUCCCCGAAUGCGCCUUGCCUUUCAUGGAUGAGAUCGCCGCUUUCUGCGAGUACUUGACCAAACAAGUGAACCGCCGCCUUUUGACGCUCCUUUCCAAGGUACUCGAGCUCCCCGACGACUACCUCUGGAACAACGUCCAGUCCCAAGGCGGCCCCGUCGCCGAAGGCUACUUCCGUCAUGCCCUCUUCCGACCUCCUCCCAAAGAGACACGGGAGCUCAGUGGCGGUCUGCGUAUGAACGGUCACACGGAUUACGGAACCACAACCCAGCUUUUCUCUGUGCCGAUCUCUUGUCUCCAGAUCUGGGGUAGGGAUGAAAAGUGGCAUUACGUCAAGUAUGAGCCUGGAGCGCUCGUAAUCAACAUCGGCGAGACCCUUGAGAUCUUGUCUGGAGGUCAUUUCAAGGCUACCCGACACAGGGUAUUCGAGCCUCCCUCCGACCAACUGGAGGAAGAACGUCUCUCCCUCGUGCUCUUCAACGCUUCCAUGGGUCACUUGCGUAUGACGCCUUGUAUGGAGUCACCACUCCUCAAACGCGAAGGCUGUGUAUCCUCUCAAGGCGUAUUCAAGGAAUUCCAAACCGUCAUGGCUUCCGGCAUCUCCGUCCCCACCAACAAACAAUGGCGAGAAGCGCAGAUUGCGUCGAUGAGGGACACGACGGUGCCGCAGAAGGAGGUGGAGAUCAAUGGGAAGAAACAUAGUGUGAGAGAGUUCUUUGGGGUCAAGGUGCUGUUGCCUGUUUGA
Messenger RNA from Cryptococcus wingfieldii CBS 7118, 1170 nucleotides. RefSeq lists its product as hypothetical. The coding region runs from base 1 to 1170 and encodes 389 amino acids. NCBI's taxonomy places the organism in Eukaryota, Fungi, Basidiomycota, Tremellomycetes, Tremellales, Cryptococcaceae. The record is from RefSeq and is a predicted model, not a curated record. The transcript has 7 exons.